AUGCCGUUGAGGCAGCAAAGCACGUUCCACGCCGUCGCCGCCGAAUCCCCACCCGUUAUGGAACGCCACUCGCGCAGACAGUCAAGCACGCGUUCCACGCACACAGCCUCGCCGUCCGCACAGCCGCUUGCAAUCACAUCCACGGCAUGCUGCGCCACCUCCGCCUCUUCCCACCUCGUCACUGCAGGCAGAAGCCGUUGGCGGUCAUCGAGGCACUCAUUCGCUGCGUCUGGCAGAAGAAUCCGCAGCUGUUGUUGCUGCUUCCCUUCCGCCAAGGUUGCGGCUGAGGAUUUUUCCAGAGCCGCUGCUGCUGCUGGUGUCGUGGCUAGAGCGCACGGCACGCCCGCGCGGAUUGCCUCCUCCACGUCUGCGAGCGCCUGUGUCACGACACCGUGUUUGCCAAUAUCGUCGGCGCAGGCCGACCACGGCACCCCGCUGAGCAGUUGGUACGCCGCGGAUUUCACCUUCGGCCCCAUCGGCCCACCCGCGACUUCGAUCGUCUCUAGCAGUGCGAUGACAAGUUUCAGCUCCAAGUCCUCCGUGCCAAGUUCGACCAGCACGGCACACGCAGAGGUAAUCGCACGGGCGAAGAGCGGCGCACUCGAUGGGUUGCUGACGAGGAGGCUCAGGAAGACACGCACGGAUGUCUUUACAUUCGAUACGGUGGCAAGCGAGAGACGCGCGCGCUGGUGUAAGAGCAACAGCAGUGCGAGGCGGUUGAAGUACUCCACACGGCACAGAAAGGCGCCAUUUACCGUUAACGGUGGCGGCACCUCGAUGCUGAGGCGCGCAACUAGUGCGAGCAACGUCUCCAUCACCGAUGGCUGCUGA
Trypanosoma grayi is the source of this 831-nucleotide messenger RNA. RefSeq lists its product as hypothetical. The record is from RefSeq and is a predicted model, not a curated record. The transcript has a single exon. The coding region runs from base 1 to 831 and encodes 276 amino acids. NCBI's taxonomy places the organism in Eukaryota, Euglenozoa, Kinetoplastea, Trypanosomatida, Trypanosomatidae.